Molecule: messenger RNA, 1785 nt
Organism: Diabrotica virgifera virgifera (western corn rootworm)
Lineage: Eukaryota; Metazoa; Arthropoda; Insecta; Coleoptera; Chrysomelidae
Product: facilitated trehalose transporter Tret1
Exons: 3
Coding region: 270-1775 (501 amino acids)
Biological process (GO): transmembrane transport
Cellular component (GO): membrane
Molecular function (GO): transmembrane transporter activity
Source: RefSeq, a predicted model, not a curated record
CUCAUUAACAGUAUUAGGAAAUUCAAGAAGCUUUAAAGUGAAUUUGUUUUGUGUACUAAUUCAGUUCAAUCAUAACGGAGUUCAAAUUCUAAUAAUGGUGCUCUUUAAAUAAAUACACGAAAAUAAGUAAGGAGCAAUUAAUAUUUUAUGGUCAAGUAUAGCUAACAAGAACAAAAUACGAUGGUAUUAUAAACACGAUCCUACUUUUGAGUGAGUUGCAACACCAAGAAAAAUAGUUGUUUAAAAGUGCAUGUGUACAAUAAUUCGCCAUGGAUAAUAAACCUGUUGCAUCUAAUGAUGAAUCAUAUACAGAGGACGAGAAUGCAAUGAUGGAGAAAAAUUUUUCCAUAGAAAAUUUGCCGUUGAAAAUAGAAAUUGAACAGAAAAAACCUGAUACAUUUUUCUUAUUAUUUAUGGUUAUAGCAGGAUCAAUGACUAACGCAGUUUCUGGUGCUCACUUAGUCUGGACCUCACCAGUAGUUCCCAAAUUAAAAUCGGAUAUUUCGGAUGAUAAUCCCAUAGGAAGGCCAGCAACGACGCUGGAGAUCUCCAUGAUAGCAGGCUUUGCUCCACUAGCAAUGAUCGGUGGCUCACUAGUACUUGGUACUUUAUCAGAGCUGCUUGGAAGAAAAAGAUCGUUGCAGCUGUUAGCGGUAGGAAUUUUUCUAGCCAAUGCGGUGUUGGCUUUCAGUAAUAAUAUAGUAUUAAUCAUAGUAUCCAGAUCCAUAUUGUUCUUUUUCUUCAACGGCACUAUGACUAUUUACCCAGUGUAUUUAACCGAGAUCUGUGAGGACCAUAACAGAGCAAAAUAUGGUUGCUUAAUGGGUGUGUUUUUGCCUUUUGGUAGCCUGUUAAGUUACGCUUUAGGAUCUUUUUUUAGUGUUAGAAUUUAUACUUUACUACUUUCUGGACCUCUAAUACUAUUCUUGGCGUUCUUCUUUCUUGCUCCAGAAUCUCCAGUGUACUCAUUAUCGAAAGGAAGAAGAAACGAAUGUUUACAAACUUUAAUGAAACUAAGAAGCAACAAGACUGAAAAAGAAAUUAUGGUAGAUAUGUAUAAAAUAGAAGAAACGAUACGGGCAAAAGAUUCAGGUACUUCGGCAAAUAGUAUGGCAUCUGUAUUUUCUACAAAAGAAAGAAGAUAUGCUCUAAUGCUAGCUCUAAUUCCAGUCGCCAUGCAGCCCCUAUCAGGAGUACUAGUGACCUUACAAUUUCUGGCCCCUCUUUUCAUUGCAGCUGGUUCCAAAUAUGAUAGCAAUCAUAUGUCGAUCAUAGUAGGAUCAAUAGAACUGUCCAGUUUUCUUCUAACAACCUGUAUUAUUGAAAGAACUGGAAGAAAGCCGAUGUUAUUAAUUUCAUCGAUCGGUAUUGGCAUUACUCACUUCGUUUUAGGUUUAUAUUUCUACUUAAAGUAUAUAGAAUGCUCUUUUAUAUCAUCCAUACACCUACUUCCUCUAGCUUGUGUUAUAAACCUCAUUCUGAUGUACUCAUUGGGUCUUGGCCCAAUACCCAUGGCAAUAAUGGGAGAAUUAUUCACUCCUGACAUCAGAACCAAAGCGUUAUCGUUAAUCAUGACCGUUUUGGGUAUAGGAUCAUUCGCCACUACCUCCAGUUAUCCUUUUAUGGUAGAGUAUUUGGGUAUGCAUUGGUGUGUUUGGAUCAAUAGUUUAUGUUGUAUAGCGGGAGCUACCUUUAUAUAUGUCAUGAUACCAGAAACAAAGGGUAAAAGUAUUGUUCAAAUCCAGGAAUACAUCAAAACUAAGUGCAAUAAAUGAUUUUAUAUUU